AUGUCGCGCUUCAUCACAGAUCUAACGAUACGCAUUAGAAGGCAAGCGUUACGCCAAUGGAGGCUGGCCUCCCACACAUCAGUUUCUGUACCUAGGACAUGGAAAUUCCUCAAAAUUUCAAAAAUUAGCAAAUUUAAUCAUCUACGAGAUCUAGUGACAUUCCCGCAUCUUCUUAUUCUUCUUUGGGUUAUUUGUCUAUUAUGGGGUGAAAGAUGGGUAUUUACAACAAGCUUACAAGAUUGUAAAUGGGAAAAUUGGGAACGCUGGCCCAAAGAAGCAACACCCCAUCACUUGAUAUUCAUAGCAGAUCCUCAGCUUAUUGAUCCUCACAGCUAUCCUGAACGGCCAUGGAUACUACAAUGGCUAACUAUGCUUUAUACUGACAAAUAUAUCAAGCGGUCCUAUAUAUCUUUGCAGAAAAAAUUACAUCCUGACACGAUAUUCUUUUUGGGCGACCUAUUUGAUGGCGGAAGAGAAUGGAGAUCUAUCCAUGAUAAUAGCAUAAGAGAACCUUUGUGGUUAUCUGAAAAGCGCCCCAAGAAAGAACGUGAAUAUGCAAAGAUGUGGGGAAAAUUUUAUGGUGAAGACUAUUGGUUGCGUGAGUAUGACCGUUUUGGGCAGAUUUUCUACCAAAUCAAGAAUAUAGGAGGAUCUAGUCCUGGGCCCUGGCAGAGAGGCAAAAAAAUUAUCACCAGCUUACCUGGAAACCAUGACCUUGGAUUCGGAGAAAAUAUCAAACUAUCAAUUCGCAAUCGUUUUGAGAUUUACUUUGGCGAAGGGAACCGGGUUGACGUGAUAGCCAAUCAUACUUUUGUUUCAGUUGAUACGGUUUCUAUGAGCGCCAGUGGAUCAAGACACGAUGUGUCAAAAAUCACGAGACCUAUUGAUGAAUUCCUAGCUACUGUACAAGACACCAAGAGGAAGGCUGUCUCAAGAGAGCUCAACUUCAUAGCUGGUGUCGAGGAAAGAACUCAGUAUGCUCACAAAGUGGAAGACCUAGAGAGCACUAGCUUUUCAAAUUCUUCGAGUUAUGAUACAGAUUCUAGCCACGCUGAGUUUCCUACCAUACUUCUCACUCAUGUCCCCUUAUAUCGUGAGCCUGGUACCCCUUGUGGACCCAAAAGAGAACAUUGGCCGCCAUCAAAGUCAGGUGUUAAGGACUCAAAUCUUGUCACGCCCGACGAGCGGAACUCCAUCUCAAUUUCUGGCGGUUAUCAGUAUCAAAAUGUGCUUUCCCCAGAAAAUUCAGUAAAAUUAAUUUCCUCCAUUGGAAAUGUUAAAGCUGUAUUUUCGGGCGACGAUCAUGAUUAUUGUGAGAUCGUACAUUCUUCAGAUAAGAAUAAUGCUAGAGAAAUAACUGUCAAAAGUAUUAGUUGGGCCAUGGGUGUCCGUCUACCUGGAUUUCAUAUGAUGUCCAUGUGGAAUCCGGUUGACAUUCAGGGUAUACCAAUAAGUGGACCACAAACAAGUACUGAAGCACCGAUAACAAUGCAGUCAAACCUCUGUCUUCUUCCUGACCAAAUCGGGAUCUUCAUAAGAUAUUUAUUCUUAUUGAUAUUCACUCUAUCUUCACUUACACUACAUGCAAUUCUGAAAGCCUCUUCAGAUACAGCAAAUCUUCCCUUAAGAUCAUACUAUACAGUCCACUCAAAUGUACGAAGGGAUUCAAGACAAGAGACAUACAACUCAUCACACUCUGGUACUUCUUCAACCUAUUACAAUGGGCAUUCUAAUCUAGCAUCGAGAAUUCUACCUGCAAAAAUAUUUCCUUAUAAUCAUCACACAGAUGACAGGAUAAGUAGUGAGUCGAAUAGUUGUAUAGAUUUAGAGGACUUGAGGAAGUUAGACUCUCAAAAUACGUACCCAGAAACAGAAAUACGUAAGAGAAGCAUCAAAUCUCAAAUAAUGAGAAAAUUUUGGGCAAGUUUUUGCCAUGUACUCUUUGUAAUCGUGCCCUUUUACCUAUAUUUAAACUGGGCUUAUUGA
Molecule: messenger RNA, 1986 nt
Organism: Blumeria graminis f. sp. triticale
Lineage: Eukaryota; Fungi; Ascomycota; Leotiomycetes; Helotiales; Erysiphaceae
Source: the annotation of a GenBank genome assembly